CAGGCUCCCGGGCGGCAGGGCGAGGCGGAGCGAGCGAGCGGCGGGAGGCGGAGUUCCUGCCCCCAUUAGCGGCCCCGAGGCUCUCGCAGCUGGGAGGGGAGGAUUAGUGGCCGGGGGCGGAGCUCUGAAGCUCGUCGCUGCGCCGCAGAGCUCGCUCAAAGGCGGGAGCGCUUGGCCCGCUUUGGGAGCGGGGUAGAGACCUGCCUCCAGCGCGGAGCCAUGGGGAAAGUGCUGGUGCUUGCCCUGGCCGGGAUACUUGCAGCCCUCCUCGGGGAGAGGCUAAUGGAGUUGCGACGUAAACUGAAUGGCUCCAGAGAGCUGGAACCAGUGGAACUUCCCAACUGCCACCUUAUUAAAGGAAUUGAAAGAGGUUCAGAAGAUAUUGACAUCCUUCCUGAUGGUCUGGCUUUCAUUAGCUCUGGUUUAAAAUAUCCAGGGUUAAAUAGCUUUGCUCCAGACAAGCCAGGUGAAAUAUUUCUGAUGGAUUUGAAUGAUGAAAACCCAAGAGCAAUAGAACUGAGAAUCAGCCGCGGGUUUGAUCUGGCAUCAUUUAACCCUCAUGGGAUCAGCACGUACGUAGACAAAGAUGACUCGGUUUACCUCUUCGUUGUGAAUCAUCCGGAGUUCAAGAGCACAGUUGAGGUGUUUAAAUUUGUAGAAGAUGAAAAUGCUCUUGUACACCUGAAAACUGUCCGCCACGAGCUUCUGUCAAGCUUGAAUGAUGUUGUGGCUCUGGGACCUGAUCGCUUCUACGCUACUAAUGACCACUAUUUCUCUGACUCCAUCUUGAUGUACUUGGAGAUGUUCUUGGGCUUGACCUGGUCAAAUGUUGUCUACUACAGUCCAACAGAAGUUAAAGAGGUAGCCUCUGGAUUUUACUUAGCCAAUGGAAUUAACAUUUCACCAGACAAAAAGUAUGUUUAUAUUGCUGACCUGCUGGCUCAUAGUAUCCAUGUUAUGGAAAAACACGCUAACUGGAGUCUAACUCAAUUGAAGGUGCUGGAAUUGGACACACUAGUCGAUAACUUAUCUGUUGAUCCUUACACUGGGGAUAUUUGGGGAGGAUGUCAUCCCAAUGGCAUGAAGCUGCUUUUCUAUGAUCCUGAGAAUCUUCCUGGUUCUGAGGUAAUCCGGAUCCAGAACAUUGUUUCUGCAAAACCUACCGUGACCCAGGUGUAUGCUGAGAAUGGCUCAGUGCUUGAGGGAAGUUCAGUUGCUGCAGUGCAUUCUGGGAAACUGCUCAUAGGCACAGUGUUCCACAAAGCUCUUUACUGUGAACUAUAGUUCACUCUGGAUAGACUUUGUUAGGGGGGAGGGUUCAGUUUCUUUUAAAUUGCUAAUUCCAAGCUACAUUGCCAUAAGUCAUGAAAAUGUAUUCCUCGCCUUCCUCGCCUCAAGGAAAUAACAUAAGUUCUGUUCAGUAGUGAAUGGAAAUGGAUUUAAAGGUAAAAGAAUGUGUGUGGGAUUAAUGUGGAAGAUCCCAGGCCAACAACGAAGUGUGGACGUAAAUUACAAAUUCAACAUUAAAAGAAAAUAGCUGAAAAUGAGUUGGUUCUUGGGUUACUAAGUGGGAUCAGACUUCAGGGUUCUGUUUCUCUAGGAGAGUUGAUGAUCUGCCUAGUGUGUAAAAUAAUGGAGACAGUGUUGAAUAAACACAUCAUUUCAUGGUUUGGGUUACUAACCCAAGUGCUUUGGGGGGGGGGGGCUCCUUUUCACCCCUCUGCCAAUUUUCCCUAUGCUGUCAGAAAUCAUUUGAAACCUAUGUGUUGCCUUAUCAUGAACCUGUUCUCAGACAUACUCUUGCCUGCAUUCGAGAGUAUUAGGUGCAUGAUUUAAAUAACUGUUCAAGGAAUGAGUUCAAAAAUCUCUACUUUCUGAAGAGGUCUGAAAUGCCUUAACCAAACAGUGCCUUGGAGCCUGCGUUCUCCGCAUACAACCGGGGAGCAGUGGUGAAAACUGCACCUCAGGGAAGGCCUUUAGCACAGAGAAUGCAGUUUGUGCAGUAUAUGUUUAAUUACCAUGCUGUGUGAAACUGCCACACUUAGGCCAAAGGAUUCUACCAAACAAACUGUUAUAAUGCUGUUUGCUAGAAUGACACAGUCCACUCUGUGUAAUCACUGUAUUUGUGAGGCUCGUAUGACCUUUGUCUGCUAGCCAAUAUGCUACUCCACCUCCUCUAGGCUAAAGCAUUCUGCCACUGUUUCUCUGGCAAGAAGAGAGGCAGUAUGGUUUUGGAGAGUGAACUCAGGGACAGUUGUGUUGCUAGGGACAGGUUACUUAACCACUGUCUCGCCCUUUCUUCAGCUGUAGAGUGGGGGAGAGAGAUGUCAAGGGCACAGAACAGUUAUAAGGAAUGACUGAAAAUGUGAAAGCAGCAUCACCUCAGUGCUAGCUCCCUGAUCGGCAGUGGGGGAACGCUGUACUGUAUCUGGUACAACACUGAUGCAGGAGCAAGGAUCUAGGCAACCUGUCCUAAAGCUCUCUACCCAUGGCUGGAUGAGGAUGGGUGGAGGGACUAGUAAUAUUCUAAACCAGGGGUAGGCAACCUAUGGCACGCAAGCUGAUGUUCAGUGGCACUCUCACUGCCCGGGUCCUGGCCCCCGGUCCAGGGGCAAGGGAGCUCUGCAUUUUAAUUUAAUUUUAAAUGAAGUUCUUAAACAUUUUAAAAACCUUAUUUACUUUACAUACAACAAUAGUUUAGUUAUCUAUUAGAGACACCUUCCAAAAACGUUAACAUGGAUUACUGGCACGUGAAACCUUAAAUCAGUGAAUAAAUGAAGACUCAGCCCACCACUUCUGAAAGGUGGCCGACCCCUGUUCUAAACCAUGAGAGCAAAAUGUCAGCCCCUGAGGUAGAAUUCUAGCCCAGGGUUAAAAAAGGCCUGAUGUAUUAUCAGCCAAAGAAUAGAGAGACCUGCUCUUGGUUCCCUUCCCUAUUGCUACCCCUGCCUCCAUGUUCAGGUUAGACUCUGCUCACUCCAGAUCCUCUCUGUGAUGUCUGAGCCACUUUUCCAGACACGUCUAGCGUCAAUGCUGCUAAUGGCGAGAGAGCAUUGUGCAAAGUGAGCAACUCGGGUGUGGAUUCUACCAGUGAGUUACAAGGGGAUAAAACAGUAAAUUUCCUGUACCAUGGUGGCUAGGUGUUGUGACUUGGCGAUCUAAGGAAGCUGUUAAUUUCUGCACUACUAGAUUACUUUCUAAUCACAGCACAGUUUUUGGCAGCAGCAACUCCAGUCAGGUGGAGAAUGCAUUGUUUUUACAGAAACACCUUAGGGCCUGCUGGGGUCUGGGUCAAGGGGAAUACAAAGCAAGUGUAUGGCCCCUCACUGGCUACUCUAGGGGUCAUGCCAGCAUGUGCAGAAUCAGUUCUGCACCCUUUCUCCACUGAUGGGCCCCAGCUCUAGUGGGGGUGGGGAGAGGCAUGGCCAAGGCAUUCCUGUGACCUGGCUAUUUGCUCACUGCUGUAACAGCCCAAGGGCUCAUGGGAACCAGAGCACAGGUUAGGGCUGCCCCACCUCAACCACCCCUGGAAGCUAACUAGAAGCCACAUGUGAUUUCCUCAGAGCAGUGAAGAGCCUGGGUCUGGAACAGAGGGGAGGUGCCUUACAUCUGGUGCAAACUGCAUGUGCUCUGAGGAACUCUGCAUCAGUACCAGCAUGAACCUAACCCCCAAAUCCUGGAGAAUGCACUGUGUACUCAUUUGCCUUUAUUUUAGGGGGAACAAACUGGCUCCCCCAGAAGCUUCUCUCCCUGCAGCAUUUGUUUAAUAUGAACAGUAGGGAAAGCACAGCUUCCUCCUCCCCCACUUUUUCCAAACAACAAACUGGGCCCUUUUGGGGGAAGUACUAAUAGAAAGUCACAUCUUCAAAUAUACUUAGUUCUGGAAUAUGCUCUAGUCUUGUGGUUAAUUACUGUGUAAACAAAAUUCUUAUAAGGAAAAACAUCACCUGAAAUAAAUAAAAUGUUGAUCUUUACAGUAUCAUGUUUCUGAUGAGCAAUAUAUUGAUUUUUUAAAUUUGAAAUUGUGGCAUCAUAAUACUCAGUGGCUCAUUAUAAACAACAUUUAGCUUUACUACUCCCUGUGCUUUUCCUAAUUCAUUAAUUGAUGUACAGUGUCUAAAAUGUAGUUGAUUGUAAACCUGGUAACCAUGAAUGUUCUCAUCUUUAUUAAAAGAAAUUACACCGCAGAGUUCUUAUACAAAAUCUGAUCCAUCUUUAGAUUAAACCUUCUUCAAAUGAAUGUAAAAUGAUUUGGAAUCGUCAUUUUGUCCAUUAUCCUAAUUUUUGGUCCUGGGUAAAAUAAAGCCUGUAUUGAUCCUGGUUUUUAUUUUAA
Molecule: messenger RNA, 4333 nt
Organism: Chelonia mydas (Green sea turtle)
Lineage: Eukaryota; Metazoa; Chordata; Testudines; Cheloniidae
Product: serum paraoxonase/arylesterase 2
Exons: 9
Coding region: 220-1284 (354 amino acids)
Cellular component (GO): extracellular region
Molecular function (GO): arylesterase activity
Source: RefSeq, a predicted model, not a curated record